Molecule: messenger RNA, 958 nt
Organism: Bactrocera dorsalis (oriental fruit fly)
Lineage: Eukaryota; Metazoa; Arthropoda; Insecta; Diptera; Tephritidae
Exons: 2
Coding region: 117-851 (244 amino acids)
Source: RefSeq, a predicted model, not a curated record
CAAUCAAUUAGUUUCAUAAUUAAUUCGAGGCACUUUGAAAGAAACACUUGAGCUUAUUGAUUUUCGGAAAGCAUUGCAAGAAACACAAGUGAAUAAACUGCGUGCUAGAAUAUAACAUGGAGCUCAGCGUGGUUUUGCUGUUUCUACACUUUGGUGCAACUCUGAUCCUGCUAACACAAGCUCUACCCUACAGCCCAUGGCUGGCAUCGCAGCAUCACGGUCCACUUUACGAAGGUGUGAAGUUGCUCGUUGCGGAUGCCGAGUUUCAGGCGGAGUUGACUUGGAAUGAAACCGAAUUUCAGCUGCUUGAAGCUGUGACUGCUAUUGGUUUCACCCAGACUGAACUCGAUGCCUAUGAACCUUUAAUAGAGGAACGUCUUAACGCUAGAUUACUCGCUACGCGUUCCAAGAGCCUUUAUCAACACUGUUAUUUGCAACACAAUUAUGUCAUAGCAAAUUUUGAGCAAGAACUUACGUUUAAACUACAGAGUUGCAGAGCAAUGUUGACAAAAAAUUUAGCUGCUUUGCAGAAUGAGUCCAAUAUUGAGCUCAAUUUUAUACGUGGUGCUGCAGUGGAAGCUCGAAAUGUCCUUAACGUUUGUAAUGUGGCUGAGUUGAGAGGUCGAGAGAGCAAUAGAGAUAUCUCUGGCAUUACCAUGUGUGUGCUCAGUCGGAUUGGUGCGCUUGAUCAGCGUCUUUCGGCGGCUUCUGAAAACUUUUUAGAUCUGCUUGCCACUGAGAAUGCGGCGGAAGUUGAAGGCAAGAGCUGCGAGGAGUUCGAUGAACUACGUCAGUUAUUCGAUAGCGUUUAUGAUGACAUCAGUGAGUGUGUGGGAGAAAGAGAUGUCUAAAUAUUAAAAUAUAUAUACAGGUACAUAUAUAUUUGUGUUAAAGUACACAAACUCAAUGUUCUUCGAUUUAGAUCAGUUGGUAUUUUAUACAAGUUCGAUUUGUUAUA